Molecule: messenger RNA, 4155 nt
Organism: Cricetulus griseus (Chinese hamster)
Lineage: Eukaryota; Metazoa; Chordata; Mammalia; Rodentia; Cricetidae
Source: RefSeq, a predicted model, not a curated record
GGCUUCCGGGCGAUGACAAAGACCGACUAUAAGGCUUGGUCUGAUCAGACCGCGUUCCCCGAAAGUGGAAACCUGAGCCGAUUCUCGGCCAGAAAAGCUUUCAGAAUGGGAAGCACUGCGUGAUAAUGUGAGGAAUCCCGCUGACAGACCCUUGACAGCCCGCCGUGUGGCGGAGAACGCAAGGCUUGUUGGGAAGGCGGACCUAGCGUGCAAGCUGGCCGGACGUGCUACGCCGUAGGCGCAGGGCUCUUCGGGAAAUGUGGUCCCUUGGCUCGGCCCGGGCGGUGGCCGUGAGCCCUGCAACCCGGGCGGCCCAUCCAGCCUGAACCAAGGAUGGCUGGGCCUGGAGGCUCGGGGGCCCAGAUCGGGCCCGGGGCCCUGGCAGGAGGUUUGCGCUCCAAGGUGGCUCCGAGUGUGGACUUUGACCACAGCUGCUCAGACAGUGUCGAGUACCUGACGCUCAACUUUGGACCCUUCGAAACAGUGCAUCGCUGGCGGCGCCUCCCGCCCUGCGACGAAUUUGUAGGAGCCCGGCGCAGCAAGCACACAGUCGUGGCAUAUAAAGAUGCCAUCUAUGUGUUUGGCGGAGACAACGGAAAGACGAUGCUCAACGACCUCCUGCGAUUUGAUGUGAAGGACUGCUCCUGGUGCAGAGCCUUUACCACUGGCACCCCACCAGCUCCCCGUUACCACCACUCAGCUGUUGUCUACGGGAGCAGCAUGUUCGUCUUUGGGGGCUAUACUGGAGAUAUUUAUUCCAAUUCUAACUUGAAGAAUAAAAAUGACCUCUUUGAAUACAAGUUUGCAACUGGCCAGUGGACAGAGUGGAAAGUUGAAGGGCGGUUGCCAGUUGCCAGAUCAGCCCAUGGGGCCACAGUGUACAGUGACAAGCUCUGGAUCUUUGCUGGCUAUGAUGGCAAUGCCAGGUUGAACGACAUGUGGACAAUUGGCCUCCAGGACCGAGAGCUCACAUGCUGGGAGGAGGUAGCCCAGAGUGGGGAGAUCCCCCCAUCCUGCUGCAACUUCCCUGUGGCUGUGUGCCGGGAUAAGAUGUUCGUGUUCUCAGGGCAGAGUGGAGCCAAGAUAACCAACAACCUCUUCCAGUUCGAAUUCAAGGAUAAGACGUGGACGCGCAUCCCUACUGAGCACCUGCUCCGGGGCUCCCCACCCCCGCCACAGCGGCGCUAUGGACACACCAUGGUGGCCUUUGACCGACAUCUCUAUGUGUUUGGGGGUGCGGCAGACAAUACACUGCCCAAUGAGCUGCAUUGCUAUGAUGUGGACUUCCAGACCUGGGAGGUCGUCCAGCCCAGCUCUGACAGUGAGGUUGGUGGGGCUGAGGUGCCUGAGCGAGCUUCCUCUUCUGAAGAGGCAUCAAUCCUAACCUCAGAGGAGCGGAGCAGCUUUAAGAAGUCCAGAGAUGUGUUUGGCUUAGACUUUGGCACCACCUCAGCCAAGCAGCCUGUCCACCUGGCAUCAGAGCUGCCCAGUGGGAGGCUCUUCCAUGCAGCCGCUGUCAUCUCUGAUGCCAUGUACAUCUUUGGGGGCACUGUGGACAACAACAUUCGCAGUGGAGAAAUGUACAGGUUCCAGUUUUCUUGCUACCCUAAGUGCACACUGCAUGAAGACUAUGGGCGCCUAUGGGAGGGCCGCCAGUUCUGUGAUGUGGAGUUUGUGCUUGGUGAGAAGGAAGAGUGUGUGCAGGGCCAUGUUGCCAUUGUCACUGCACGAAGCCGCUGGCUUCGUAGGAAGAUCUUGCAGGCUCAAGAGUGGCUGGCUCAGAAGCUGGAGGAGGAUGGGGCCCUAGCUCCCAGGGAGGCCCCUGGUUCAGCUGUGGGCAGGGCACGGCCACCCCUGUUACGUGUAGCCAUUCGUGAGGCUGAGGCCCGGCCAUUCGAGGUGCUCAUGCAGUUUCUCUACACAGACAAGAUCAAGUAUCCACGGAAAGGCCAUGUAGAGGACGUGCUACUCAUCAUGGAUGUAUACAAGUUGGCGCUGAGCUUCCAGCUGUGUCGCCUUGAGCAGUUGUGUCGGCAGUACAUUGAAGCCUCUGUGGAUCUGCAAAAUGUACUGGUUGUAUGUGAGAGCGCUGCCAGGCUACAACUGGGCCAACUCAAGGAGCACUGCCUGAACUUCAUAGUGAAGGAGUCCCACUUCAAUCAGGUGAUCAUGAUGAAGGAAUUUGAGCGCCUCUCAUCCCCUCUGAUUGUAGAGAUCGUUCGUCGGAAGCAGCAGCCGCCCCCUCGAGCACCCUCGGAUCAACCUGUGGACAUUGGCACAUCUUUGAUCCAGGACAUGAAGGCAUACCUGGAGGGGGCAGGCUCGGAUUUCUGUGACAUCACAUUGCUGCUAGAUGGCCACCCACGACCAGCCCACAAAGCCAUCCUAGCUGCCCGUUCUAGCUAUUUUGAGGCCAUGUUCCGUUCAUUCAUGCCAGAAGAUGGGCAGGUGAACAUCUCUAUUGGGGAGAUGGUGCCCAGCAGACAGGCAUUUGAGUCCAUGCUACGUUACAUCUACUAUGGCGAGGUCAACAUGCCGCCUGAGGACUCACUCUACCUGUUUGCAGCCCCCUACUACUACGGCUUCUACAACAACCGACUGCAGGCAUACUGUAAGCAGAACCUGGAGAUGAAUGUAACGGUGCAGAAUGUGCUACAGAUUCUGGAGGCGGCUGACAAGACACAGGCACUGGACAUGAAGCGGCACUGCUUGCACAUCAUUGUGCACCAGUUCACCAAGGUCUCUAAGCUGCCCACACUGCGGUUGCUGAGCCAGCAGCUGCUGCUGGACAUCAUAGACUCCCUGGCCUCCCACAUUUCUGACAAGCAGUGUGCAGAGCUGGGUGCCGACAUCUGAGGAUCUUUGUGAGGACUCUACCUGUUUGGAGAGUGAUGAUACUCAACCGAUUGGCCACAUCUCCACCUACAAUGUGAUCAGACCUGUGGUCCCCAGCUUCUACUGGGCAGAGGUGUACAGGAACUCCUAAAGGCUGGGCUUCAUUUCGGACACAGGCCCCAUAGGGAAUGGAAGUGAAGCAGACUCCCUUUCCAGCUGGCACCUCUUCCAAGGAGACCAAGGCUCAGGGACACUGCUCAGUGGUAGAUGAGUGUGGCUUGUGUUCCCAGUGUGUUGUGGAUCCAGGUAUAGAAUCCUAUUGUCAGGAGAUCAGGGCUUGUCAAGUUACUCUACCAAUAGGCUGUAUUCCACUCCUAACCCAGAAUUUAAGAAUGGGGAUCAGUGAAGUGUCUGAUUCUAGACAUGAACUUUGGAGAUUUUGCUCCCAGCUCACAGGGCAGCAAGUGUAGCUUAGCCUCCCAGACAGGCUGCAUGUUCCAGUCCACCCCGUGUGCAUACCUGGGCCAGGGAGGAGUCAGCAGAGACACACACAGCUCUUGUGUUCUGUCACGGACAUGCCUCCUUUAAAGCUGUGGCAAUGCUGUGUACACACUUGGCUGGCAUAGUGGCCACCUCUAGUCUGCCCUCCUGAAGCACAUGGCAGGCAGUUCCAUGGCUUUAGGAGAUUCCCCAGAUGUGGGCUUAGCACAUCUGCCCGUGUCAACACAUGGUGUCAGUCACAAGGGAGAGAAGAUUGCAUAUCUGGGAUAUCUCCUAGGAGACUUUCCGAGCAUCCAUCCUAGUUACCUGAUUUCAGGGUGUCAGAGCCUACAUCCAGUGUAGCACAGUGGGCCCUUUCUGAGUACAGGAACCUACUCUGUCCUAGGAAGACAGAACUCAUUUUGGAGAAAUGCUUGACUCUUCCUGGCCUUAGAACACAUUUUCCUCCUGUGUUCCAUUCACCCCAUGCUGUGGGGCUCUAGGUAGAAAAGUGCCCAGGAUGGCAGGCAGUCCCAACAGAUGACCAGGAAGUGGUUUGGUUUAUAAGAUGAAGUACUGAGCUCAAGCAGCAGUUUAGCUGAGUGGAGGGUGCCAGCCCAUGGUGGGCAGCCAGGCAGGCUUGAUGUGAGUCAGCUGUGCUAUGUCAUAGCCAUUCCCCCAAGGUGGUGAGCUAUUCCAAGCCUCUUUUUUUUUGUGUGUGUGUGGGGGGACUUUGGUCUGCAAAUCUUGCUUCAUGCUGACCCCUGUAACUGGACCUUCAAUUAUCUCCUCUACACAGGAUAUGAAUAAAAAUAUUCACCCAGGGUUUCAAAAAGAAAA